AUGCCCUUAUUCAGCAAUAAAUUCACCCCAAAAACGAUUCCCGUAAGAAAACAUGAUACUUCUGUUAUAAAAAACGAGUUGGGUAGUGAUUAUGCAUUAAGAGAAUUAUCCAUAGAUAUUGCACCUCUCAAGUUGAAAUUAGGUGAUAUUGAAUUAUCUUUUGAGGAAGGACAAUGGAUGCCGGCAUCAGGUAGGGCGGGCGCCGCACAUAAAGAAAAUGUACGCCUCAAAAAAGAAUUAGAACAACUCGAGGAAGAAAAUAAUAUGUUGCGUUUAAAAUUUGAAAUUUUACUAGACAUGAUGACAGAUAAAACGGUAGAAGCUGAACAGCAGGAAAUGCAAAGAGCCCAAAGUUUAGGCUCUUUAAAAUCAAAGACGAAAAAACAGAAA
Brenthis ino (lesser marbled fritillary) is the source of this 390-nucleotide messenger RNA. Lineage: Eukaryota; Metazoa; Arthropoda; Insecta; Lepidoptera; Nymphalidae. The record is from the annotation of a GenBank genome assembly.